Messenger RNA from Suillus subalutaceus, 2715 nucleotides. RefSeq lists its product as uncharacterized. The record is from RefSeq and is a predicted model, not a curated record. Bases 1 to 2715 code for a protein of 904 amino acids. The transcript has 13 exons. Lineage: Eukaryota; Fungi; Basidiomycota; Agaricomycetes; Boletales; Suillaceae.
AUGCAGCCAUUACCCUGUCCUACCCAUUCCCCCCUGCCCCAGGCCCCCAAGUUCUCUUCUUGUUGUGUUUCCCACACUGUAAAGGUCAACUACUUUGCACCAUUUCUCAAUAUCAUGAUGUUCCUCUUGAUGUGCUGGUUUUAUAGCAGCUCUAAUAUGAAGUCAUUGGUGAAACUGGAUCACCUCAUCAAUGAAGUGAUCCUGGUGAAGGAGUUUGAGUGCCUAGAUAACUACCAUGGUAACCCAGACGACAUUCGCUCAUCAUUCUCUACAAGCGACGAUUGGCAGGAGACGAGUGUGAAGAUCCAUGUCCCAGCAGAUGGAGUCAUGCAUGAGUCACUGGAGGACACACCAGAAUUUUCUGUUCCUGGUUUAUUUUACCGUCGUCCCCUGGAAGUGAUUAAAAAUGCCUUCCGUGAAGCAUCAGCCGAGCAUUUUCAUUUCACACCUUUUGAACAACACUAUCUCCCCAGUAAAAUGUCUGCAUUUGCUGCGCAUCAUAUUGCAUAUAUACCCAAGCUUUCCGACACAAUACAAGACUUUUAUUGUGAUACUUUCAGUAAAGCUGCUACAUCACAGGUUCUUACACACUGUCAUCACGAGCUCAUGCAGGCCAUCUGGCUACUCCUCAUGGACGAUGACUUCAUGCAUGCCUAUGAAUUUGGCAUCAUACUCGAGUGCCUUGAUGGGAUUCGACGGCACAUAUUUCCUCACUUCUUUACCUAUUCUGCUGACUAUCCCGAGAAAAUGCUACUGGCUUGUAUAAAGUUCCUUGCUCAGUGUCCAUGCCCUCGCUGCUUAACCUUGAAGAGCAAGAUCAGGGACUUAGGGAAGAAGGUUGAUCGACGCAGUCAUUGGCUCUGGUUGACAAUAACCAUAAUUCGAGACUUGCUAUACAGGAAGGGAGUAAAUAUAACUAGCAAGCGUGUGAAGGAUAACCUUGGUCCCAGGUCACUCAUUCCAACACUUACUCGAUUGAAAUGCUUUGGGGUCAACUUCUAUGAACUUUGUGUCCCUGACCUCCUGCAUGAGUUUGAACUGGGUGUGUGGAAGGCAGUGUUUACUCACCUUCUUUGCAUUUUAUAUGCACAUGGUGAAGAGGCCAUUCAAAACCUGAAUCGGAGCAACAAUGCUUCUGGAAUGAAGUGCCUUGCAGGGAGAGACUUUGAAGACUUAUUGCAGGUACGUCUCUUAUUCAGUAUUUUCCAACAACUAUCUAUCUGCGGAUGCACACCAACACGACUCAGUCAGUUUCUCAGGAGCUUCUUGAAGGCAACAGCAAAGGAGUAUGUUAUGAAGGAUCUUCCAAGCAAAGAAGCUGCGCGAGGUCAUUGUAAAGCCAACAAGGCUGCAAAAGGUACUGGAAGCUCGACUGACCAGGGACCUCGAAGGUCUGGUCAGCAGAUGAGCGGGCCAAAAGUACGACAUUUUAAUUUUCAAACUUAUAAGCUCCAUGCCCUCAUCAAACGGUUCUAUCCUUGUGUGAGCAAGGCGAAAUUCACUGCUGGCAUAGCUAAGCAGCAAUGUCACAAGCGUCUUCUGUGUAAGAUGGCAGAAGGAUCUCCCUAUGAAAUGAAGGGAAAGGGCAAGCAAGAUGCAGGCAAGGAGAAGAGCAAAGUACUUUGGUUGUCCUCUCCUGAUGCACCUGCGCUGCACUUCGAGGACUCGGAACCGCUGCAUUACAGUGAUCCAGAACACCACUAUCACAUCUCCACCAGCACUCGGUAUCACGUCAAUAUAUACAAGUGGCUGGCGCAACAUGAGAGUGAUCCCGCGUUGAAUAAGUCUACUAACAAUUCACACAAAAACUUUUUACCUCAACUAAAAGACCAUCUACUCUCCCGCCUGUGUGGGCUAGAAUAUGAUGGAGACGAGAGAGAAUUCACAUCUGCUGAGCACAGCACCAUAACACUUGUCCGUGAAAAGAUAUUUCGCCACAAGGUUCUCUGGGUCAAUUAUACAACUUACGACUUGCACUGUAAUCAAGAUUCCCUUAAUCCUCGGACCAAUGCUGAUAUCAUGCUCCUUGCACACGAGGAUGGUGGUGAUGGCCACCCUUACUGGUAUGCUCGAAUUCUUGGCAUAUUCCACGCACUUGUUAUUCACACUGGCGAGCAUUCAAAAUCCCAUGAACCCCAGCAAAUGGACUUCCUUUGGGUCCGAUGGUUCAGCCGAGAUCCUGUGAAGAGGCUUGAAUGGGUAGGUUUCAUUCCGAGUGAUGACCCUGGAGCCUUUGGUUUCCUGGACCCACAGCAAGUCAUCCGCGGAAUUCAUCUCGUCCCCGCAUUUCACUAUGGUCAUACUGACACCCUUCUUCCACCCUCAAUUGCACAUAUGAUGAUGCGCUUUCGUGGAGGCGGAGUCGGACACAAAUCCACCCGGCAAGCCACCGACUGGUUCUUGUCUGACCGUGACAAGUUGGACGAGGGAGGGGAGACCAAUGCUGAAGAAGAGUUCAAUGAUGAGAUGGAUGAUAUGGAGAUUGAAGAUGCAGAGUUUGAUUCAGAUGAGAGAGAGUUGCGUGGCAACGCUGAGAUGGAGGAUACCGAGACUGAAGGUGCGGAGCAGCCAGGGCUUGAUUCAGAUGAGGAGGCAGAUGAGGAUGAGAUAGAAGAAUAUGGGUAUGAUGGCAUCAAGGAGCUUGAAGAAAGUGACAAGAACAAAGAUGAAGAUGGGGGGGGGGGGGGGAUGAUGGAGGUGCCACCAGUGAGGUAG